AUGUCCAGGGACGCUUUUCUACAGAACCCUUCAGAGCAGAAGGUGUCAGGUCGUUCUUCCCUCUUUCCUAUAGAUGAUGGUUUACUAAAUGAUGGUCAUAGUGACCAAGUUGGUGUAUUGAAUUCACCUACCUGUUAUCCUGCACAUCAAAAUGGAGAAUGGAUAGAACAUUUCUCUCGAAAGGUGUUUGUUGGUGGUCUUCCUCCAGACAUUGAUGAAGGUGAGUUGCCUGACAUAUUAAAGCUUCCUAUUCACAAGCCUCAAUAUUUUAGCAGAGAAGACAUACUCAAGCCCUAUAAUAUGAUGUUUUAUGCAGUAGAGCAGAAACCACAAACUGCUGGAUUGCCUGCAGAUUCCCAGAUAGCUUUGGAUGAUGCUCAAGCCAAAAAGUUACAGCUUAAAAGAUUGACGGCUCUAACGGAGUCCUGGGGCUGGCGUUCACAAGGGAGCGUCUUUCGGCGUCGGCGGAGCCACCGGAAGCCUGCAGGUUAUGCCUUCCUCCUUUUCCAAGAGGAGAGCGCUGUUCAAGCUCUGAUUGAUGCUUACCUUGAAGAAGAUGGAAAGCUUUAUUUGUGUGUUUCCAGCCCUACUAUCAAGGAUAAGCCUGUUCAGAUCCGCCCCUGGAACUUAAGUGAUAGUGACUUUGUAAUGGAUGGUUCACAGCCUUUGGAUCCUCGAAAAACCAUUUUUGUUGUUGGUGUUCCCAGGCCGUUACGAGCUGUGGAAUUAGCUAUGAUAAUGGACCGUCUCUAUGGUGGAGUGUGUUAUGCAGAAAUUGAUACCGACCCUGAACUAAAAUACCCCAAAGGUGCUGGAUGAGUGGCUUUUUCCAAUCAACAGAGCUACAUUGCAGCUAUCAGUGCUCGGUUUGUUCAGCUUCAACAUGGUGAUAUUUUUAAACAGGUGGAGGUAAAGCCAUAUGUGUUGGAUGACCAGAUGUGUGAUGAAUGCCAGGGUGCACGAUGUGGUGGAAAGUUUGCUCCCUUUUUUUGUGCCAAUGUUACUUGCCUACAGUAUUACUGUGAGUUUUGCUGGGCAAACAUCCAUUCUCGGGCAGGGCGUGAAUUCCAUAAGCCAUUGGUUAAGGAGGGGGCGGACCGGCCACUGCAGAUCCACUUCCACUGGAAUUGA
Messenger RNA from Pantherophis guttatus, 1131 nucleotides. The record is from RefSeq and is a predicted model, not a curated record. Lineage: Eukaryota; Metazoa; Chordata; Lepidosauria; Squamata; Colubridae.